Engraulis encrasicolus (European anchovy) is the source of this 5518-nucleotide messenger RNA. RefSeq names its product cilia and flagella associated protein 43 (gene cfap43). Lineage: Eukaryota; Metazoa; Chordata; Actinopteri; Clupeiformes; Engraulidae. Gene Ontology annotation, molecular function: protein binding. The record is from RefSeq and is a predicted model, not a curated record. The coding region runs from base 60 to 5075 and encodes 1671 amino acids. Gene Ontology annotation, cellular component: axoneme. Gene Ontology annotation, biological process: cilium assembly; sperm axoneme assembly. The transcript is spliced from 38 exons.
GGAGACCGCAAAGCAUAAACACAGGCACCUAGAGCAGGGCAGGCAAUGGCAAAAUAAAAAUGGAUACCCUUGGAAAUUUGAAUGUCAAGUGGGUGCAGGGUUUCACCAGCCGAAACGUUGCGUUUGUCGACACGAAAACAGCAUGUUAUUCAUCUGGAUGCUUCGUUGUUCUCCUGAACAUCGAGACCAAGGCGAGGGACUUCAUCCCAUGCCCCGGGCGUGGGAUCGGAGCACUCACGGCCAAUGGGCACAUGAAGAUGUUCGCGUUUUCUGAUCAGAAACUAUACCCCUCGAUUUAUGUUUUCCAGUACCCAGGCCUUACUCUUCAAGCUGAGCUUGAAGAAUCAGCAAAACUGGAAUAUUCAGCCCUGGCACUGAGUGGCAGUGGUCCAUAUCUGGUUUGUUCCUCAGCCGCCCCAGAUUAUACCAUCACAGUCUGGGAUUGGGAGAAAACGAUUCAGCUGUGCAGCCAUGCUCAAACAAAGGAAAUCUUCACCACGUUGGCUUUCAAUCCCAUGAACUGGCACCAAAUAUGUGCUCUGAACUCAACCUCUCUUGUGGUGUGGAAUAUUGAACAAAGUGACAAUCUUCACAUUUUGAAACAAAGUUUCAUAGACCUCCCAGCCACAGAUGGAAGUGAGAUGGAGACGGGGAGUGCCACUUCAAGGGAUCCCACGGGGAAGCUCUCUUACCUGGGUCCCCAGAUGCCCAUCUCUGCUAUAGCUGGACUUCUAGGAGAGCACGCAGACACGUUUGUGCCCAGGUCCUGCAUGAAGCCCCGGCUGAGUCCAAACUGUGCGUGCUGGUCUUCAACUUCUCAGCUGGUGGUGGGCUGCAGGGAAGGCUGGCUGCUCAGGAUCAACCCAGAGUCUCUACAAGUCUCUGUCCUGCAUGGCCCUGAACACAUACAUGGUGUUGGGACCGUACCAGCCUUACAGAAAUGCAGCUUCCUAAGCAUGACCGUGCUCAAGGAUGGACUUCUAGUGUCAGGAGAUGAUGGGCUCCUGCAUGUUCUUCAGGUGAAGGGGACUGCAGUGGAGGUCACCAGAACAGUGGAGUUGGACCAACCUGCUACCAGCAUGUCCCUGUCACCAAACCUGAACAGCGUCAUGCUGACCACAACAGCUGGACAUUUUUACCACUACAACCUGUCGCAGUCCCAGAAAGCAGAGAGGAUCCUGGAGGUAUCGAACGGGGGCUUUGUGGCCGUGUCACCGCUGCACACAGAGAAGAACCUCUACUGUGUGUCAGUGAGAGACAACGGGGAGCUGCAGCUGUGGUCUAUGGAUGCUGGACUCUGUGUCGCAUCCAUCAAUCUCAACGUCCAGCCCACAGCUCUGGCCUGCAGUCUGAUGGCUCAGUAUGUGGCAUUGGGAACCGCUUCUGGUGGCGUCCUCUUCGUAGAUCUGUCCACCAAGAAACAGCCUCGUCUGGUUCACCGCAUCCAAGUCUUCCACACACCAGUUGAACAGCUGCUCUUUGAACAUGGAGGAACCCUCCUUAUUGUAAGUGGCUCUGAUGCCAACAUCUUUCUAGUGGAUGCCCGACCCUCCAAAGGUUUUGAUGUCAUUGGAUACAUAGAGGCCAGUGGCUCAGUAUUGUGUCUCUCAUCGGUGAGCACGGCAGAGCGUAAUGUGGUGAGGAUAGCGACUCUAUGUAGAAAAAAGGGGAAUGAGACGAAGAAGAGAAGAGUGAAAGACGGCAAGAGGGUCAUGGUCUUCACUCUGCCUACUCAAAAAAUCACAACAGACCGUGAUGCCUGUGUGGACAGAGGUGGUCGUCUGCUUCCUGAGAUGCUGAAGGAGUGUCACUAUGAGACCAAGCACCCCCUGACCUCCUGUGUCCUCGGCCUCAACAACAAGCUCUUCGGCUACUGCCAUCUGAAGAAGACCCUGCACACAUACCAGCUCCCACAUGGCGUGAAAGUGGGGACAGCGGAGUCCCCUGAGAGAGUGGCCCCAGAGAGCGAGGUUGAGGGCCAUUUCCUUGGCCCUGCUGUGCUGCUCAUGUCCCCCCAGUACGCCUGGCUGGCCACCGCGGGACGCGAUGGCCUACUGUGCCUCCGAGACGCCUCCAACCUGGAUGGGUACGUGCAGUACCAGUGCCACUCCAGCUGGCUGGGAGGCGUGCGACACCUGGUCUUCACCUCGGAUAACCAGCAUCUCCUCAGCACAGGCCUGGCAGACGGCAGCCUGGUGUGCCUCAAGCACAGCCAGAUAGGCGUGAUGAGGGGGUCGAGGGCUUCCACCCCCACCCCGGGAGCCCAGGCUGUCUUCUCCAAACAGGAGUCUAUUAUCAUGGCGGAGAAUACCGUGUUGGGAAAGAUGCUCGUGUGGGACCCCGCCUCACAGUCCAGCUCUGGACUCCUCACUGAGGGGAAGGAGCGUCAGAGAUCUGACAUUGACGUGACGGAGCAGGAGGAGAGCUACUGCAGCCCCACCCCUGAGUCCCUCACUAGCGCCACCUGGCUGGACAACGUGCAGGAGAGGGUGUGUAAAGAAGAAAAUCAGAAGUUCACAGAGAUGAAGCAGAACCUGAGGAAGUCCAUCAAGGAACUCAGAGACACUAUUCAGGUGAUGAUGAGGGAGAAUGCGACCCUGCCUGACAUGGAGCGCCUGGAGCAGCAGGAGUUCAACUUGGACGUGGCCGAGAAGAAACGACUACAGGCAGAGGGAGAGCAGGAGGUCCAAAGGGUGAGGAGUGAAAUUGAGAUGGAGAACUUGGCCAAGAGCUACCUGCGUGAGGUCCUGAAGAAAGAGUGCUGGGACUCCAUGAAAGUCAAAGGGAAAACCAUCAAGGCCUUCCAUUCGUCCUAUGAGGUGAAGAACUACCCCAUGAGGGACCGGACCCAGAAGGAGCUGGAGGAGCUACAGCGAGUGGAGAACAUUAGGAAGAUUGAACUCGCAGACACCAAACUCCAACAGAACAUUCUGGAACAGAGGAGCCAUGCACUGACAGAGAACGAGGAAGAGGAGGAGGAGGAAGGCUCGGAGGCAGACAGCACGGCCCUCUUGGGGAGCCUGAGUAUCCAAUAUGGAGGCACCCAGCCACUCCUGCACAACCAGUUCAACCUCCACAUCCGAGAGCAGAAGAUCAACCAGAUCACACUGCUGCAGGAUGUCAUCUACAAAGUGAAGAGUGCCUUCAAUAAGGAGUUUGACAGCGUGUACAAGCAGAAGGAGCAGGAGAUCUACCGCGUGCGGGAGAAGAACAAGCGCAUCAUGGAGAUCAUGACAGAGCUGGACCUGAAGGAGGCCCUCUGGGAGCCCACGCUCACCGCCAGCGAAAGGCCGGAGCGGGCGCUGAUGGUAGAGGACUCAGAGAUCAAAGUGGAGAAGUACUUAAGCCCGGAGCAGAGGCAGAGAGAGGAGGAGCAGAAAAAAGAGGAGGAGGAGAGAAGGCUCAAGGCAAAGGGUGACAACAUCAGAGAGAGAGCUCUGGAUGACAUGAUGGGAGGAGUGCUGGAGGUCAAAAAGGAGGACAUUCUAAAGAUGGAGGUCAGCCAGCCUGAGUUCACGUCGAGGCCGGAGCUGCAGUGGACGGAGGAGGAGAGGAAGGUCCACAAGGAGUACGAGAAGAAGGCCAAGGAGUUGCAGGAGGAGCAGGAGAAGUACCGCAAGACUCUGGAGUCAGAGAUGAAGAAGUUGCAGACGUCCAUCAAAGACGCGACUCAGAGCUUUGAUGAAACCCUCACAAAGCUCUUCGAGAGGAAAGUCAAAUCAGAGAUGGUGAUAUACCAGGAGGAACUCAAGAUCACAAACCUUCUCCACUCUAUAAUGAUUGAAGACGAGAUCAUCAGCAGAGAGAGGCAGCUGAACCACAACCUAGAGAAGAUGAGAGCUGUAAAGCAAAACUUGGGAGAUGACCUGAAGAAGUACAAGGAGGAUGUGGACGCGUUUCGCGAAAUAUACGAUAAUAUCGUGGCAGAGGACAAGUUGCUGGACCGUGGCUUCCGUAAAGAUUUCUUUGACGUCCCUGGACAUAUAGUGGACCAGCUCUACAAGCUUUACAAGAGAAGACCAAGGGUUCACCAGAUCCGAACCCAGACAGAUGCUCCUGGCGGGGGCCCCCCUGUUCCAGGCCAGUCUCAGGCCGAGGCCCUGAGCUUCAUGCUGAAGGCCAUGGAUGACCUGGACUCCAAGGAGUACAUGCCAGAGGGGCUGGACCCGGCCGUGUGGGAGCGCUUCUGCCAGUCCAGGAGGGCCAAGGUGGAGAGCGAACACCAGGUGAAGACAAAAGCCCUGACAUUGGCAGAGAUGCAGGCGUUUUUGCAGAGGAGAACAGACGAGGAUGAGAACACUCGUAUGGAUGUCAUAAACCUCAUAGAGGAGCUCAACAGUCUGCGUGAGGAGAAGAUGCGUUUCCGGCUGGACAUCAUGGUGCAGAUCCUGAUUAAGCAGGGCCAGGUGGAGGUGGAGGCCGGAGACUUUGUAGCCGACUACUACGACUCCCUGCUGCUGCACCGCAGUGUGGUGGAGGAACUCAACAGCACCAUUAGGAUGCUGGGGGAGCAGAAGAUUGCUAGCAUGGUGGAGUGCAAGGACUUCCGCAAGGGCAUCAUCCAGCAGGAGUGGGAGCACAAGCGCAUGCACAUGCUGAUGGAGGACCUCAACAGCAAGGCCCGAGACAUCCAGAUGCUGCGCGUCUCCCAGGAGCUCCAGGAGUACCUGAAUGAGACAGACCACGACAACAGAAUGUCCAAGCAGGUUGGAAUUCUGGAGAAAACUAUUGCACAGCAGGAAAAGAAUCAUUUAAAGAAUAUUCAGAACUGCAAGGGUCUGAUUAAGCAGCUGGAGAAGCAGACUGCUGCGAAGCUAGACAAGAACUCUGGUCUGGACACACAGUUGGCCAGUAUGCAGAUCACCGUGGCUGAGAGGAGAAACAUCUAUGACACUAUAGCCAUGGAGGAGAACCAGGAGGCGGAGGCCGAGCAGCGGUACCAGGAGAUCCUGGAGAGGAAGCGUCUGGUGGACCUGGCCAAGGAGCAGGCCCAGGAGGUGGCCAUGCUGCGGGCUGAGGUGGAGAGGAUGCGCAUGAAGACCUUCCCCGCCCUCGCCCAGAUCAAACACCCCUGAUGAUGAUGAGGCAUAAAGUUGAACCAUUGACAUUUUUUAGUCACGGACGUCAGGGUGAGGCAACCACAGCUGAUGCCACUAUAGUAAGAAUUCAAAAAAUGUUUUACUGGGCUAUCUAAAAAGUAUAUUCAUUGCUUAAUGUAUAUUCAUGUCCAAUUAUAAAUUCAUUCAUAUUAAUAUAAUUGGGGCAAUAGCUGUGAUUGUACCACAUAACGUCUGCAACUAAAAAUGUCAAUGACCCAACUGACAAUGUGAACAAUAAUAGCCAGCUAAGAAAUGGAGGGUUUAAAGAACAAGGUUUAUUCACAUUAAAUAUUAUAGAUUUAUUGUGCUCACGGCACAUGUAGUAUUUAUUUACAAAUACUUUGAUGUUGUAAGGAUUCUUUCAUUGACACAGAUUAAAGAGAAAAUCGAUAAAUAAAAAUAUACAGUAUAACGCUUCA